AUGGCUAGUCCCAACGUUCUUACCUUUGAUGCUGAGAGUCGAGCGGUAGACUUUGAGGUGUGGAUAGAUGAUCUGCAGCUUUUCCUGCAGUGCGAUAGCAAACACGACCUCUCACUUUUCGAUCUCACGUCUGGCGCCUCUACUGCCCCUGCUGCCGAUGCUGACAGUACUGUUCGCUCACAGUGGACCACGCGCGAUGCUGCUGCCCGUCUUGCUGUGCGUAGUCACCUGCCGUCCACUGAGCGCGCGCACAUUAGUCAGUACAAGACUGCUAAGACCUUGGACCACUUCCUCUCUGUUUACCCCACCACACUCACCGUUGACCUCCUCGAGGAGCGCCUCUUUGCAACUGAGAAGAGUAUAGUCGCUGUAGGAGCCUCUCGAAGUGACCCUCGUGCCCCUUUCUUUGAGGGGUGUUCCCCCGUCCCCCUCUUGCCCUCUGUUGCCUCUGCUGCUGCUGUCGACCUCGUUGGCACCGAGUCGGUCGGCGUUGCGUCUACCCCUAGCGGGAGGCGCUGCAACGGCAAGGGCAAGGGGGACAAGGGUGCUGGGGGAGCGGGCGGGGGUGGUGGUGGUGGCGGUGGGGGCGGCGGAGGGGGUGGGGGUGGCGGUGGGAGUGGUGGCGGGGGUGGGGGCUCUGGUGGCGGCGGCGGCGGAGGCGGCGGCGGCGGUGGCGGUGGGAGUGGAGGAGGCGGCGGUGGCGGCGGUGGCGGUGGCGCUGGUCGGGUUGGCUCUGUGCCGCGGGGAGGCUUCGGUGGUGGCCACCGUCAGCAGCAGCAGCGCUCUCGUGAGACCGCGCCACCCCAGCAGCUUCGUGAGUGGUACGCUGCGCGUCAGCGGUCUGGGGGUGCUGGACCCUGUGCCUACGUCAUGCGUACUAGUGACUAUAAUGGGGAGCCGUGCUACGGGCCGCACACCACCCAGCGCUGCUUUGGCCGCCUGACUGACCCCUGGCGUCUCCAGUUCCUUGACGCCUCUGAGAUCCCUCGCUGGGGUGAUUCGCUUAAGUCGGGUGUAGCUAUCUUUGAUCUUGACUAUGAUGCUAUUGUUGCUGCCAUGUAUGUUGUGUCUACUAGUGAUGAGGGUGACUGUUACCUGUGUGUUCCGCCUGACCCGAGCAUUGCAGCUGCUGCUCUAGGUGCUCGUGAGUCCGCUGCUCCAGGUACUAGAGAGUUUACUGCUCCAGGUGCUAGUGAGUCUGCUCUCUCAGGUACCACGUCUGGUCAGGCUUUGCACACCUUCACCCUUGACUCGGGUGCUUCUCGCUCCUUCUUUCGAGACCGCACCACCCUCACGCCGCUCAGUCGGCCAGUUGCGGUCUCCCUAGCAGACCCCUCUGGGGGUCCUGUCCUUGCCCACUUCUCCACUGUACUACCGUGUCCAGCGGCCCCGUCUAGCUCCCUGUCAGGUCUUUACGUCCCCUCAUUCUCUACGAACUUGGUGAGUUGUGCUGACCUGUCAGUUCACUCCUGCGAGUCAGCGGGUGACCCACUGCACGUGUGCUCGGACGGGCCGAUAAAUGGCCACGUUAACCCGUCAGCUGGGGUCGAGCCUACCCUCCUCUGGCACCACCGCCUUGGUUACCCUUCCCUGCCUCGUCACCGAGGCAUGGCCUCCCGUUACCUUGUCUUUGGUCUCCCCAAGUACCUCCCUCCCCUUCCUCCGGGGCCUGCCCCUACCUGCGUUCCCUGCGUCGAGGGGCGGCAGCGCGCCGCUCCUCACUCCUCCAAGUUUCCGCCGACAGAGGCUCCGCUGCAGACUCUUCACAUGGACGUGUGGGCCCAGACCGCGUCCGUGGACAGGUACGCGGUGCAGCAGAUCAACCUUCAGCCCCAGGUCUCCUUGCCGGAGACCUCCCCCUCCGUUCGGUGGACGGGGAAGGUUGGCGAUGCGUCUGCGUUCCGUGUCUGGGGAUCUCGAGCUUUCGUCCGAGACUUGUCUGCGAACAAGCUGUCCUCUCGUGCUGUUCCAUGCGUCUUCCUUGGUUUCCCCCCUGACGUGCCUGGUUGGCAGUUUUACCACCCCACCUCGCGCCGUGUUUUGUCCUCCCAGGACGUCACGUUUGACGAGUCGGUUCCGUUUUACCGUCUCUUCCCCUACCGCGCUGCCCCCCUCCCCCCCCGCCGCUCUUCCUCGCGCCAGGUCCCCUCCGGUAGACCCCCUCCCCCCUCAGGGUCCUGCCCCCUUAGGUGUGUCCCAGGUAGACGCAGUUGA
This is a messenger RNA of Closterium sp. NIES-65, 2214 nucleotides long. NCBI's taxonomy places the organism in Eukaryota, Viridiplantae, Streptophyta, Zygnematophyceae, Desmidiales, Closteriaceae. The record is from the annotation of a GenBank genome assembly.